This is a messenger RNA of Arabidopsis thaliana (thale cress), 1170 nucleotides long. Its product is annotated as Galactose oxidase/kelch repeat superfamily protein. The coding region runs from base 1 to 1170 and encodes 389 amino acids. NCBI's taxonomy places the organism in Eukaryota, Viridiplantae, Streptophyta, Magnoliopsida, Brassicales, Brassicaceae. The record is from RefSeq and is marked reviewed. The transcript is spliced from 2 exons.
AUGGACACCGCCAAAGUAGAACCACCUCAGGAAACGAAGAAGACGAUUCUCACAGCUCAAACUCCAUUAUCUAUGUCGAUUUCAUCACUUCCAGAUGAAAUCGUUUUAAGUUUCUUAGCCCUGAUCUCUAAAUCGUACUACCGUUCCCUCUCUUUAGUCUCCAAAAGCUUUUACUCUCUUCUCUCUUCUACAGAGAUCUACGCGGCCCGAUCCCACAUCGGAGCGACAGAGCCUUGCCCGUACGUGUGCCUGUGGUUACCCAAAAAACAUCGCUGGUUCACCCUAGCCGAGAUUGAGGGUAAACUAAGUUUAGAACCGGUAAGGCUCUCUUCCUCUUAUCCUCGUACUCGAGUAAACUCAACCACUGUAGCUGCUGGUACCGAAAUCUACAAAAUCGGCGGAACUGUCAAGGGCAAGCGAUCCAGAGCUGUUUUUGUACUUGAUUGUUGGACUCACAGGUGGCGUCGUGCUCCUAACAUGAGAGUGUCAAGGGUAGGCGCCAAGUCUUGUUUUUUAGACGGAAAUAUAUAUGUAAUAGGAGGAUGCAGAAAGAGUGAGGAAGAAUCCAUGAAUUGUGGUGAAGUUUUCGACCUAAAGACUCAGACUUGGAAUCCGCUGCCUAGCCCUAGUGUUAAUUAUGCCGUCCAUUCGAAUCACAAAGUUGCAGUUUCUGGAGAAAGGCUAUACGUAAUCACCAAGCGUAACAACUAUGCAUAUGAUCCGAAUGAAGGAAGAUGGCUACCAGACGUGGGGUCUGUGGAUUUACAACCCAUAACUGGACCUUGGUCCGGCGGUAUAGAAAAAGUUAUGAAACCUAUAACUGGACGACCUUGGAAGUACACGUGGUAUAGCUCAAGUCAUCGAGCGUGGCAAAGAGUUAUGGGUUUGGAUGUUCUAUACGAUAAGCGUGGUUGUGGCUACCGUACGAUUCAGUUAGUUAACUAUGGUGGGAAACUGUUAAUUAUAUGGAGCGAGUGGAUCAUGAUUCUAGACGGGUAUUCCCUUAUUCGCAGCCAAGAGAAGGAAAUUUGGUGUGCUGUGAUUAGGUUGGAGGAGCGUAUGUCUUAUUUCGGACCCCAGAUUUGGGGGGAGGUUGAGAGCUGCAAUGUUGUUGUGCCUAGCGUCCCCAAGUCUUAUCAGCUCUCAAGUUGCCAAUGUGUUUCGGUCUGA